CCAUCGAGUCACACCGCAGAACUCGACAUCGAUCCGACUGCAGCUGCGCCGGCGUGGAUACAGGAGGCCUCGACGUUCUUCCGCUCUGUGUCAACUGACGAACGCUGGCUCUUGACGGUGAGCGAGUGGCUCAGCUUCGAACACGCCAUGGGGUAUACGGAGUCCCCGGCCUCACGACUCUCCGCUCAGAAUAGACCUGUCGAGAUCAGACAGUGGUUCCAGAAGCAUAGGCGGUACGACGCGAUCCCUAAGAUCCCGAAGGUCGCCCAGUAUGGCGCCUUAUGCCAGCGGUGGUGGUCCACGCUGCAGCCUUCCGGGCAACCCAAGAACAAGAACGGCAAGCUCUCUCGCAAGCGACUCAGCGAGGACGCGUGGUCCCCGCUGAAACAUGCGGGAUCGAACGGUUUGUUCUUGGUACUGAUGGUCUUGGCUUGGUGGAUCAUAGCGGCG
Trametes versicolor FP-101664 SS1 is the source of this 450-nucleotide messenger RNA. RefSeq lists its product as uncharacterized. Lineage: Eukaryota; Fungi; Basidiomycota; Agaricomycetes; Polyporales; Polyporaceae. The record is from RefSeq and is a predicted model, not a curated record. The annotation marks the transcript as partial. The transcript is spliced from 2 exons.